Molecule: messenger RNA, 273 nt
Organism: Aureobasidium melanogenum CBS 110374
Lineage: Eukaryota; Fungi; Ascomycota; Dothideomycetes; Dothideales; Saccotheciaceae
Product: Acylphosphatase
Exons: 4
Coding region: 1-273 (90 amino acids)
Molecular function (GO): acylphosphatase activity
Source: RefSeq, a predicted model, not a curated record
AUGUCUCAACAACGUAUCAGCUUCAAGGUCGAGGGCGAAGUCCAAGGUGUCAACUUCAGAAGCUUCACCGUCAAGCAAGCCAAAUCUCUGGGAAUCACCGGUCACGUCCAGAAUGCCUCUGACGGCAGCGUCACUGGCGAAGCUCAGGGUGAUAGUGGUUCUUUGAAGGAAUUCCAGCAGCACCUGAACAAAGGUCCUUCGGCUGCUAAUGUGACAAAGCUUGAUGUCAACGAUAUCAAGACCAAGGAAGGCGAGAGUGACUUUACCCAGUGA